Messenger RNA from Epinephelus fuscoguttatus (brown-marbled grouper), 947 nucleotides. It is a transcript of the gene rida, whose product is annotated as reactive intermediate imine deaminase A homolog. The record is from RefSeq and is a predicted model, not a curated record. Lineage: Eukaryota; Metazoa; Chordata; Actinopteri; Perciformes; Serranidae. Gene Ontology annotation, molecular function: deaminase activity. The transcript is spliced from 6 exons. Bases 88 to 495 code for a protein of 135 amino acids. Gene Ontology annotation, cellular component: cytosol.
GCAACUGUUCGUGCUCUCCAUAAACUGUUGCACAACCACCUCUUUUAUUCACAGCCGCUGUGCACGGUAGAAAGGUUUCAGGAAAACAUGUCUGCGCUCAACAGAAAGAUCAUCAACACUACAUCGGCCCCUGCUGCCAUCGGGCCAUACAGCCAGUCGGUGGUUGUGGACCGAACGAUGUACAUCUCAGGUCAGCUGGGGAUGGACGUGGCCUCUGGUCAGCUGGUAGAUGGAGGGGUGCAGGCCCAGGCCAAGCAGGCUCUCAUCAACAUGGGGGAGAUCCUUAAAGCUGCUGGCUGUGACUACACCAAUGUGGUAAAGACGACCGUGCUGCUCGCUGACAUCAACGACUUUAACAGCGUCAAUGAGGUCUACAAAACAUUUUUCAGUAAGAACUUCCCUGCCAGAGCUGCCUACCAAGUCGCUGCUCUCCCCAGAGGUGGGCUGGUGGAAAUUGAGGCGAUUGCUGUUCUUGGUCCUCUCUCAGACUCCUGACUAGACGGCCCCAUCCCAAACAAGCUGUAGUUAAACCAUCACGUGACCUUUUAUAGUUGGACAAUGUAAGCCUUAAGACACAUGAAAGACUAAACUAGGAUCUUGUUGACUUCUUUUUUUUACCACAUUUUCAGGUUAUAACAGUAAUGUGUUUCUCUUCUGGCCACUAUGGCUGGUUGACUGCACUAGUGAACUACUGUCACCGUUAUACCACUCUAUAUUAAAACCCUUAACAGCUGAGCAGCACGUAAUUCGCCAGCAUUAAACUAAGUGUAAUGAUGAAGUGGUAUUGUGUCUGUACAGCCAGUCUAACAUUCCCUAGUUACAGUGGCCAGAUUCAUCUUCCUCGUGGUUUCUGGUUCGUUACCUUACCUCAUCUUCUGUUUUGUUCCAGAGAAAUAUUUCAACACAUGUUUUAAGUGCAGCUCUCACUAAUAAAUAAUGUAGUAAAA